AUGGCAGCGAAUCCAUUUCUUCUCGCUGCGGACAACUCUCCCGCGCUACUACCCCUCCUGCGCCAAAACCCUUCCAUGGCAUCAAAGCAAGACGAGCAUGGGUAUUCUCUACUGCAUGCGGCCGCCUCUUACAACCAUAUUCCUCUGCUGCGCUCGCUCGUCAAUGAGUUCAAUGUUGAUGUGAACCUCAAGGAUGAGGACGGGGAGACGUGUCUGUUCGUUACCGAGACUGUCCCCGUGGCCACGUGUUUGGUAGAAGAGUUACGUUUGGAUACAUUCAUUACGAAUGACGAUGGUCUCACCGCAGUAGAGAAGAUUGAGGAGGAAGGGGAUUUCUUGGAAGUCGCGUCGUAUCUCCGAAGUAGGUCGGGUGGAGUGACGUCCCGCCCAGGUGACUUUUCACCAAUCACAGCACAAAGUCACCCACCACCUCUCCCGUCAAACGUUACAGUGGAUGUGGGCAUGAUGGCAGAUCAGCAGUUCAGCGACGAAAUUCAACAGCCCGAUCCCGAGUUUAAGAGACGUAUAGAAGAACUGGCAGCCAAAGACGACUUUCACGGGGAGGAGAGACAGCGUGAAUUACGGGCUCUCAUCACGGACGCGGUCCGGGGAGUCACAGCUGAAGAUAGGGACACGAGAAGACGGCUACAAUAA
Messenger RNA from Endocarpon pusillum Z07020, 654 nucleotides. RefSeq lists its product as uncharacterized. Gene Ontology annotation, molecular function: protein binding. The transcript has a single exon. NCBI's taxonomy places the organism in Eukaryota, Fungi, Ascomycota, Eurotiomycetes, Verrucariales, Verrucariaceae. Bases 1 to 654 code for a protein of 217 amino acids. The record is from RefSeq and is a predicted model, not a curated record.